Haliotis rubra (blacklip abalone) is the source of this 1082-nucleotide messenger RNA. Its product is annotated as mitochondrial import inner membrane translocase subunit Tim17-A-like. The record is from RefSeq and is a predicted model, not a curated record. Bases 77 to 589 code for a protein of 170 amino acids. Lineage: Eukaryota; Metazoa; Mollusca; Gastropoda; Lepetellida; Haliotidae. Gene Ontology annotation, biological process: protein import into mitochondrial matrix. The transcript has a single exon. Gene Ontology annotation, molecular function: transmembrane protein transporter activity. Gene Ontology annotation, cellular component: TIM23 mitochondrial import inner membrane translocase complex; mitochondrial inner membrane.
UUUGGUCGCUAGGGGGCUUCGCGCACGUUCUCUUUCCUUUCGUCCUUGGGUUUCGUAAGCCAAACGGGUCCGAACCAUGGAAGAAUACGCUCGUGAUCCGUGCCCAUGGCGUAUAGUUGACGAUUGUGGUGGCGCUUUUUCGAUGGGAGCGAUUGGUGGCUCGUUGUUCCAUGGAAUCAAAGGAUACAGAAACGCUCCAAGUGGAAACUACAGACGACUUAUUGGGAGCCUCGUGUCCAUUAAAGAGAAAGCCCCCAUUACAGGAGGCAACUUUGCAGUGUGGGGUGGACUUUUCUCAGCAAUUGACUGUUCUAUGGUGUAUAUCAGAAAGAAAGAAGAUCCCUGGAAUUCUAUAACAAGUGGUGCCCUAACCGGUGCCAUUCUUUCUGUGAGAAAUGGAGCAGGAGCCAUGGUGGGUUCUGCAAUUAUUGGUGGCGUUCUGUUGGCACUCAUCGAGGGAAUGGGAAUAAUGUUCACUCGUUUCUCAGCGGAACAGUUCAACCCAGCGAACAGGACUGUCAUGGAAGAAUCACAGCCCCCUCAAGCCCAGAGUAAUAUAUUUGGACAAUCAACACCCAAUUAUCAAUAAUGAAGUAUUUAUUAGACUUUGAAAGCAUUCAUAGCAUUUUAGAGACUACUUAUAUUCUUACAGAGGGUAUAUUGGUCUUGCAGAGCGAAACAGGGGACUUUUAGUGAAACAUUUUUUCUCAUGUGUCGAGACUGAAACAAAUCAGUUGGAUGAAACGUGCUGCGUUAUUAAAACUGACAUUUAGACUUGUCAACAUUGUGUGGAUACACGUUACGAUGAUACAUGUACUGGUAUUUGAAGUGAUGGGUUUGAUAUACACCUACACUCCAUUGUUGUCCACCAGAAUUGAAGUGUGUUAAAUGUCAUCAUUGAUGAUGUGAAAUGUAUGUGUGUCUCUAUUUGUUUGUUUAAAAUUUUAAUCAAGAAACUGAACUCUCUGAGGUCUUUAAGAUUAUUCCUUAUUUGCCAUUUUUAUGUAUGUGACAUACAUGUUGUAAAGUGAUCUAUUUAGAAACCAACAAGAGACACUGGAAAUUAAAAUUUGUAAUUGACA